AUGCCUGGCAUGACAUUUGCUAUCAUGGGAUCCCUAACAAACUCGACCCUGACAAUGGAACCGCUGCCAAUUUCCACUAUCCUUCACAACUGCCCACGCGCUCUAGCCUGGCUUUGGGCGGUUUUAAUGGUGUUUGACAUUAACAACCAAAAUUCCCCUGCAUCGAUUGAAGAAGACCAAAUCAACAAACCUUCUCGGCCAAUCGCAUCCGGCCGGAUUCAUCCCACCGAGGCGUCCUGGCUCCUGCAAGGCAUGAUUCUUCUGUCCCUCGUCCUCGGUUACGUAACCGGCGUCAUGCAGGAAACUGUAGCCCUAUUCGCCCUGUAUUGGGCAUACGACAAUCAGAGCGGCAACGAAAACUGGUUCAUGCGCAAUCUCCUUGCUGCUGGUGGUUACAUCUUCUAUGCGCUUGGCAGCCUUGCGAUUGUAUCUAACCACACUGAUACUCGUGAAGCGCGUCUGUGGAUGCUCAUAUUCGGGCUGGUGAUUCUGACCACAAUCCACGCUCAAGAUUUCCGAGACAUGGAAGGCGAUUCGCUCAAGGGUCGCACAACCAUACCUCUACUGAUGGGUUCUAAAUCUGCCCGUUGGACACUUGCCGCCAGCUUGGUGUUUUGGUCCGUGAUUUGUCCAUAUUACUUGGGUUUGUCGAGGUAUGCCUACUUUCUCCCUAUGGCAUUGGGUGGUUUUACUGGCUUGAGUCUCGGAAAAGAUCCAUAUGAUCAUGAGAAGUCCAUGACUGCAGAUAUGCCCCGACAGGCUACAUCACCCAGACAUGUCCUUUUGAAAGCUGUGGAUACAGCAUCUGGCGAAAUUACGGGAUGGGUAUCGUGGGGGUUUCGGGGCUUCACGGAAGCAGAAAUUGCAGAGAUACGUCCUGGUAUAGUGGAAAAAUUAAACAAACCUGCUUCUGAAGACAGAGGGAGUGAAAAGAAAGAUCCCGGGUCAACAAACACAGACACUGUUGAAGACGAUGACCCGAUCAAGCGCUUAGAGUCAAUGACAAGCGCCGAUCUGAAACAUUGGAUGGACAAGCUCAUGCCAGAAGGCACCAAGUGCAUGUUUGUCGUCUCUCUCUGUGUUGCACCCAAAUGGCAAUCUCAAGGGGUGGGCUCGGCACUCCUGCGAUGGGGUACUGAGAGAGCAGAUGCAGCUGGAGUGUUCAUUUGGGUGCAUUCAUCCGCCGAUGCGUGGCCAGCGUAUGCAAAGCAUGGUUUUGAAACGGUCGGAACGCUUGAUGUCGACUUGGACGAGUAUGCACCAGCGCCAGCACCAGAUCAGGAGGGGAAAUGGGGACAUUAUGAGUUUCGAUGCAGCAAAUUCCAGUAUAUUAGAUCGACAGACAACGCAAUGCGACAUGAAAGUCCCCGCAAAUAUCUUCCACUUAUAAAAGCAAUGUUUAGCUUCUUUUAUCGCAUCUAUGCCUUCAUCUCUGGGCCGGAAACCCCCAAGACCGGCGAACCGUUGCGAUUCGGAGUCUUGGGCGCAUCCGCCAUCGCACCCAUGGCAUUUAUCAAUCCCGCAAAAUCGCACCCCGAAGUCGUCGUUGCUUGCGUGGCAGCACGAGAUCGUUCGCGCGCAGAAGCAUAUGCCAAAAAGCACGGCAUCCCUUCCGUCCACGACACUUAUCAAGACAUCCUGAACGACCCCUCGAUCGAUAGCGUAUACAUUGGGCUUCCAAACUCACACCAUUACGAAUGGGCCUUGCGCGCCGUCCAGGCUGGGAAAAACGUCCUUCUCGAAAAACCAGCAACAUCGAAUGCCACAGAAGCUGAAAAACUCUUUAACCAUCCUCGUGUAACUGCAUCGGAUGCGCCUGUUGUGCUAGAGGCCUUUCAUUAUCGAUUCCAUCCUGCAUGGCAAAAGUUUCUCUCGCUCAUUCAUAAGGAUCCGCUAGCAGGGCCAGUCAAAACCGGCUACAGUCAAUCUUUUAUGUUCAAGGGUUAUUUCGAUAGAGGUGACAUUCGGCUAAAUUUUGCACUGUCUGGCGGCUGUCUCAUGGACUUUGCCACUUAUAACAUCUCCAAUGUUCGGCAGAUUCUCAACGACCAGCACCCCCAAGUUCAAACUGUGGACUUUAGAAGAAUAACCGAUCAAGGGACAGGAACCGACGAUCCAAGACGACCCGAGCAAAUUGACGAGGCCGUCAGGGCAACCUACAAAUCUCAUACCGGAGCAGUAGGGCGAAUCAACGCUGACCUGAUAACGACGGGCGGAUGGCCGUUACUCCCAUCCUCCUGGACACGAAAUUGGCCGAGUGUCGGCUGGCCUAAAUGUGUCGCUGAAUUAGAAGAAAAACAGAUUGAUAACCAGAAACUCGGGGAAGGAGAGGCCCAUUUUGUCCAACGGACCGUCACCAUGUAUAAUCAUCUCAUGCCACAUUUAUACCACAGUCUGGUAGUUGAGGAUCGGCAUAGCAUCAAAGAUGGAUCAAAAGUGACCCGGUCAUGGACAGAAAAGAAGAAUAUCAAGGCAUACGAUUGGUCGGACAAAUCGGACGGUCGUCAAGGCGCAUAUUGGUGGCCAACCUAUCGAUACCAGCUUGAGGAGUUUGUGCAUCGCGUCAAAGGCCGUAAAGGAAACGGGAUUUGGGUCGAUGGGCAAGAUAGCAUCAAUCAGAUGAAGGUCAUUGAUGAGACUUAUACCAAGGGAGGCUUGGAGAUCCGGCCGACCAUGGGAAUUGGAGGUGGGAUUCCCGACCUCCGCAACCACCAUGACAUCCGGCUGGGCGACGUUGUGGUAAGCAAACCAACCAUGGCUUUUGGUGGAGUAGUCCAGUUCGAUCGAGGCAAGAUAAAUACCGACAGCGAGUUUGAGAGAACAGGCCACUUGAAUAAGCCUCCAGUCGUGCUAGCAGCAAGUCUCCAAAAACUUAUUGCGCAGCACAAACUGUAUGGGAACAGAAUCAGUGAUCAUUUAGCAGACAUGCUUCGGAAAUUUCCAAGCAUGUCCAAGGAAUAUGCCUACCAAGGGAACGGAAAUGACAUACUCUUCCAUCAUACAUAUCACCACAAGUCUGGCAGCAACUGCAUGGGUUGUAGAAGAGAUAAGAUAAUUGACCGAGCACCUCGACAAUCGAUAUCGCCUAUAAUCCACUAUGGAACGAUAGGUUCUGCGAAUAUAGUAAUCAAGGAUGGGGAGACACGUGAGAGAUUAAAGCGAGACCUCGGGAUAAUGUGUGUAGAAAUGGAGGCGGCCGGGCUCAUGGAUGAAUUCCCAUGUGUUGUUAUCAGAGGUAUCUGUGACUAUGCUGACUCACAUAAGAAUAAGAGGUGGCAGCCGUACGCGGCUGCCACUGCUGCGGCCUUCUCAAAGGAACUACUACUCGGGAUCCUCGAUGAUAGAAUUGAAGUGAUAUUCCCUUUUCUGUUGGCACUUGUCAAAUAUUUAAAGCCUUCAAAAUUUCCUGCAGAAAAAGCGAUUGUCAAACUAUCCUCUUCUAUCAUAUCAACUAUCAACUAUCACGUUCAAGUAACCAAAAUGACGGAGAAACUCAUUGUUGUAUUCGGUGCUACCGGAGGCCAGGGUGGCUCCGUAAUAACAACUUACCUCAGUGAACUUGGUUGGAAAGUGCGUGGUGUUACUCGCAACGCCCGCAGCACUCAAGCCGAGGCCUUGAAAGCACGUGGCGUGGAGGUCGUUCAGGCCGAUCUAGAUGAACCGGUCUCCCUCGCUCAAGCGAUCGAUGGUGCCCAGGCGAUAUUCGGCGUGACUGACUACUGGGGCUUGUUCGGGACUAUAGCGGCACAGCAAGGUGCCACAGCAACUCACUCGAUCGACGAACUUGCCAAAGAAGCCGAAGUUCAGCAACUCAAGAACCUGGUCGAUAUGGCUGCUAAAUCUCCGAUACUAGAACGAUUCAUCAUCUCGUCCCUCCCGAAUAUCACCAGGCUUUCGAAUGAAAAGUAUCCCAAUGUAUACCCUUACAAUGGCAAAGCCGAAGCGGUGGAUUAUCUCGAAGAAAAUUAUCUUGAUCUUUGGUCGAAGACGAGCGUCUAUAGGCCCGGAUAUUUCCUGGUUAAUUUCAUCGACCAUCCUAUGGGUCGGCCUCAGAAGGGCGAAGAUGGAAUUACACGAUUCGUCUCCAACUUCGAUCUUAACCUCAAGAUCCCGCUUAUUGCCCAUAACGAGGAUAGCGGAGCCUUGGUGAGAGCUCUGAUAGACGAUGCCCCUGGGAAAAGCCUCACUGGUUAUAGAGAAUGGGCAUCAAUGAAUGAAGUAGCCCAAGUCUUUGAGAAUGCGACGGGGUAUAAGGCCGAGGCCGUACAGUUGCCAAUCGGAGAGUUUGGAUUCGACUGUCCUCCGGUUAUCCAGAGAGACCUUAUCGAUAAUUUCGCCUUUGCUAAUGAGUUUGGCCUUGAAGGGCGCAAUGACCCUACCCUAGUUCAUCCUAAAGAUGUGAGUUUUACAGCAAUCUUCACGAUGGAUGGUUAUCUGACAGAUUCGUACAGUGUCACCGGCGGUCUUUUAACCCUCAAGUCAUUCAGCUCGGUGUUCCCAUCGAUUACCGGUGCAAACGAUGGAACUCGUCAAGGUAUCACCGUUGCUGCCUACAACUUGGGUUGUUUUGCUGGCUCAAUUCCAACCAUCUGGGUCGGGAACUGGCUGGGCCGUCGAAAAACCAUCUUCAUAGGCUCGUCGAUCAUGAUCGUUGGUGCCAUCCUGCAGUGCACGUCGUACAGUCUUGCUCAGUUGGUUGUAGGGCGAUUGGUUACUGGCUUCGGAAAUGGGAUGAAUACUUCGACGGUACCCACCUGGCAAUCCGAGUGCUGCAAGUCUAACCGCCGUGGCCAGCUUGUCAUGAUCGAAGGUGCCAUGAUCACCCUGGGCAUUACUAUCAGUUACUGGAUUGACUUUGGUCUGCUCUUCGCCGAUCCCAAUCCAGUUGCCUGGCGAUUCCCUCUCGCUUUCCAAAUUUUCUUUGCCUUGAUUAUCGUCUCCUCCGUCAUGUUCCUGCCUGAAUCGCCCCGCUGGCUCAUUCUUAAAGGAAAGGAAGACGAGGCGAGAGAGGCCCUGACGGCUUUGAUGGCUCAACCAGCCGACUCGGAACUGAUUAAAACCGAGUUCACAGAGAUUAAGGCCACCGUGCUCGAGAUGUCCAAGGGUUCUUUCCGCGACUUAUUCACCAUGGGUCCGGAUCGCCAUUUCCACCGUGUAGUGCUGGCCUACGUCAAUCAGAUGUUCCAGCAAAUUUCAGGUAUCAACUUGAUUACGUACUAUAUUCCGGUCAUCUUAGAACAACGACUGGGUAUGGAUCUCGUCACCUCGCGUAUUGUCUCAGCUUGCAAUGGGACCGAAUACUUCCUCGCUUCGUGGGUUGCUGUGUUCACUAUCGAGCAGUUUGGCCGCCGCACCUUGAUGCUCUUCGGCGCUGCUGGCAUGUCGAUCUCCAUGAUUAUCUUAGCUAUAACAUCCAGUCUCCAAACACCAGGGGGAGAUAUCGCUGCAGCCGUUUUCCUUUUCGUAUUUAAUUCUUGCUUUGCAGUCGGAUGGUUAGGCAUGACAUGGCUGUACCCCGCUGAAAUCGUACCGUUGAAGAUUCGCGCUCCGGCCAAUGCGCUUUCCACGUCAGCAAACUGGAUCUUCAACUUUAUGGUGGUCAUGAUCACUCCCGUAGCUUUCCAGAACAUCGGGUACCAGACGUACAUUAUUUUUGCCGUCAUUAACGCGGCUAUCUUCCCCGUCGUUUACUUCUUCUACCCAGAGACUACCCGCCGCUCUCUCGAAGAAAUGGACCGUAUCUUCCACAAGACUACUAAUAUUUUCAACGUAGUGCAGAAGGCCCAUGAUGAACCUCACAUGUACGGCAAGAAGGGCGAGCUGCUGCGUGGUCUUGACGACGUGGAGGACGAAGCCAUCCGUCGCGCCAGCGUUCUGAACCGUGAUAGCGAGACGAACGAGAAAGACAUCACUGGAACUACUGCUGAUGAGAGAGACUGGCAGAAUUUUAUGCCGCUGCAGUUCAUACAAAUUCAGUACCGCAUCUAUCCUAUCAUAUGGACAUUUCUAGGUUGCCUCUAUAAUGGCCAUGGUCCCUUGGCAUCAGAACAUCAGAUCGUCCGGAUUUCAUGCGAUAUUGCCCAAUCCGAUAGCGUCUCCAUUUGGUACAGCAAAAUGGGUACACCUUCAUUUUUGGGCCUCAAGGGUCAGCCCCUUGUCUAUGUAGUCACAUUUUGUUGCUCAAUAGGAUUUCUCCUCUUUGGCUAUGAUCUCGGCUUCAUGGGCGGCCUGACAACGUCUCCCGAGUUUCUCUCGACCUUCGGAAACCCAAAUGCCUCACUUCUUGCUUUUAUGGUGGCAUCGUACGAAGUCGGAGCAAUGUUUGGUGCCCUAUACUGUUUAAUCAGUGGUGACCGCUGGGGUCGCAAGCCCAACAACUUUGCCGGGGCAGUCAUUGUUACCAUUGGCGCCAUCCUGCAGACUACAUCGUUUGGGCUGGCACAAUUUUUGGUGGCAAGGCUAGUUGCCGGUUUUGGACUUGGUAUGAUGACAACAGUCAUUCCAAUCUGGCUUUCAGAAUGUACCACUCCCACGUCUCGGGGGCGUAUGAUGGCAAUGCAGCUAUCAAACUUGAUUAUGGGCUUGAUCAUUGCCAACUGGCUCGACUACGGCAUGUCCUUUCAUCCGGGCUCGGUGCAGUGGCGUGUACCUUGCGCUUUCCAAAUUGCCUUUCCCCUGAUACUUUUUGUUAUGCUUCCCUUUCUACCCGAAUCACCGCGUUGGCUCGCGGCUGCUGGCCAUGUACCACGUGCCAAAUAUGCGCUUGCGGCACUUCGAGGGAAAGAAAUCGACAGUGUCGAUGUUGUUGAAGAAUUGAAACAGAUUGAAUACGCUAUUGCUAUCGAAGCCGAGGAAGUUGGGUCCUGGAGCGACGUGUUUAAAGACGGCGGAAUCAGCGGCUGGACUCGUGUGCUUAUUGGCUUUUCAGCAAACUUUUUCCAGCAACUUUCCGGUGUCAACGUUAUGUCCUCUCUUGGACCGUAUAUUUUUCAAAACUCCAUUGGCAUGAGUCGUUACGAUGCCAUGCUGGUAUCCGGUGGACUCCAAAUCUGGUACUUUCUAAGCAGCUUUGUACCCUGGUACGCGAUCGAUCGAGUUGGGAGACGCAAGUUAUUCAUGAUAGGUAGUGCCGGAAUGGGUACAUGCAUGAUGUUAUCUGCAAUUUUUGUGGGUAUUGGCACCAAGAAGCUCGGCUACGCUGCCGCUGUCGUUCUGUAUCUUUUUCACAGUUUCUUCACGCUGGGCUGGCAAUCCAACAUGUGGAUUUAUCCCAGCGAGUUGCUACCUCUGAAAUUACGUCUUCGUGGUGGAGCUUUUGCGGUGGUAUCACAAUGGCUAUUCACAUUUCUCGUCGUCGAGAUUACGCCACCGAUGAUCACGAAUAUCGGCUACAAAAGCUACAUUGUGUUUGCAGUUAUCAACUUCUUCACUAUUCCGAUUGUAUACUUUUGCUUCCCCGAGACGAGCAAGUUGCCUUUGGAGGCGGUUGAUUUACUGUUUGCUGAUAGGGACGGCAAAAGACCAAGCAUUUUGCGCGUCGUCAAGGACUCAACUAAUAAGGAGUUUAUGAACAAUUUGACGAAAGAGCUUGCUGAAAGGGCGGACCAAAGGGCUGAAAACGAGGGGAUAGUCAAUUCCGCCAAAGGAAAAACCAUCGAACUGGAGAAUGUUGAUUUGGAAGGCAAGGAUUAA
Molecule: messenger RNA, 7692 nt
Organism: Talaromyces rugulosus
Lineage: Eukaryota; Fungi; Ascomycota; Eurotiomycetes; Eurotiales; Trichocomaceae
Exons: 16
Coding region: 1-7692 (2563 amino acids)
Biological process (GO): carbohydrate transport; transmembrane transport; nucleoside metabolic process
Cellular component (GO): membrane
Molecular function (GO): carbohydrate:proton symporter activity; transferase activity, transferring alkyl or aryl (other than methyl) groups; acyltransferase activity, transferring groups other than amino-acyl groups
Source: RefSeq, a predicted model, not a curated record